Messenger RNA from Staurois parvus, 2133 nucleotides. The record is from the annotation of a GenBank genome assembly. NCBI's taxonomy places the organism in Eukaryota, Metazoa, Chordata, Amphibia, Anura, Ranidae.
AUGAAAUCCUAUUUCAAUAACCAUCAGAGAUUACACACGGGAGAAGAUCUGCACUCCUGUUCUGAGUGCGGAAAACGUUUUGUACAAAAAUCAUAUCUUGUUACACAUCAAAUAACUCACACGGGUGAAAGGCCGUAUUCCUGCCAAGAGUGCGGGAAAUGUUUUUUUCAAGAGUGCGGGAAAUGUGUUUCAACAAAGUCACAUCUUGCCAUACAUCAAAGGUCUCACGCGAGGGAAAAGCCAUAUUCCUGUCCUGAGUGCGGGAAAUGUUUUUUAAAUAAAUCGCGUCUUGUCACACAUCAAAGGUCUCACACGGGGGAGAAGCCUUUUUGCUGUUCAGAGUGCGGGAAAUGUUUUUUAGAGAAGUCCACCCUUCGUUAUCAUCAGAGACUGCACACGGGGGAGAAGCUAUAUUCCUGUUCUGAGUGUGGGAAAUGUUUUGUAAAACAAUCAGUACUUGUCAUCCAUCAGAGGUCUCACACGGGGGAGAAGCCAUUUUCCUGUCCUGAGUGCGAGAAAUGUUUUUCGGACAAGUCUUCUCUUCACAAACAUCAGAUUUUGCACACGGGUGAGAAACCACAUUCCUGUCCUGAGUGCGAGAAAUGUUUCUAUUCUAAAUCCAAACUUAAUGUGCAUAAACGAUCUCACAAAGGUGAGAAGCCACAUUCCUGCCCUGAGUGCGGGAAAUGUUUUUCAAGGAAUUCUCAACUUUUCUUACAUCAGAGAUCUCACACGGGGGAGAAGCCAUUUUCCUGCCCUGAGUGCUGGAAAUGUUUUGCACAAAAAUCACAACUUGUCAGACAUCAGAGGUCUCACACGGGGGAAAAGCCAUAUUCCUGUCCUGAUUGUGGGAAAUGUUUUGUACAAAAAUCAUUACUUUCUGCACAUCAGAGGUGUCACACGGGGGGAAAAACCUGCGGGAAAUGUUAUGUACAUAAAGUAGAUCUUGCCACGCAUCUGAGGUCUCACACAGGGGAAAAGCCGUAUUCCUGUCCUGAGUGUGGAAAAUGCUUUUCAGAUAAGUCUCAUCUUUGCAGACAUCGGGGAUCUCACAGAGGUGAGAAGUCAUUUUCCUGUUCUUUGUGCGGGAAAUGUUUUUCACAGAAAUCCAGUCUUCAUAGACAUCAGAGGUCUCACACAAGUGUAAAGCCAUAUUCCUGUCCUGAAUGCGGGAAAGGUUUUGUAGAAAAAUCAGACCUCGUCACACAUAAAAGGUCUCACACGGGGGAGAAGCCAUUCUCCUGUCCUAAGUGCGGGAAAUGUUUUUCAGGGAAGUCCAGUCUUUACAGACAUCAGAGAUCUCACACGGGUGAAAGGCCGCAUUCCUGCCCUGAGUGCGGGAAAUGUUUUUUACAAAAAUCAGAACUUGUUACACAUCAGAGGUCUCACACGGGGGAAAAGCCGUAUUCCUGUCCUGAGUGUGGGAAAUGCUUUUCAGAUAAGUCACACCUUUCCAGACAUCGGAGAUUGCAUGCUGGCGACAAGCCAUAUACUUGUUCUGAGUGCGGGAAAUGUUUUUCCGUGAAGUCCAAUCUUAACAGACAUCGGAGAUUGCACACGAGAGAGAAGCCGCACGCCUGUCCUGAGUGCGGGAAACGUUUUUCACGGAAGAGAUUCUCCUGUACUGAGUGCGUGAAAUGUUUCCGUUUCAAAUCCCAACUUGAUGUGCAUAAAAGAACUCACACGGGGGAGAAGCCGUAUUCCUGUCCUGAGUGCGGGAAAUGUUUUGUACAAAAACUACAACUUGUCACACAUCAAAUCUCUCACACAGGGUUAAAGCCGUAUUCCUGUGCCGAGUGUGGGAAAUGUUUUCGAGGGAGGUCCAAUCUUUACCAACAUCGGAAAUUGCAUUGGAGUGAGAAGCCCUAUCCCUGCUCUGAGUGCGACAAAGGUUAUGUACAAAAAUCAGAGCUUGUCAGACAUCAGAGGUCUCACACUGAGAAGCCGUAUUCCUGUCCUGAGUGCGGAAAAUGUUUUUCAAAAAAGAACCAUCUUUCCAUACACCGGAGUUCUCACACGGAGGAGAAGCCACUUUCCUGUCCCGAGUGCGGGAAAUGUCACUCACGCAAGUCCUGUCUUUAUAGACACUUGAAAUUGGACACGGGGGAGGAUCCACUUUCCUGGUCUGAUUGA